Molecule: messenger RNA, 3960 nt
Organism: Cantharellus anzutake
Lineage: Eukaryota; Fungi; Basidiomycota; Agaricomycetes; Cantharellales; Hydnaceae
Exons: 4
Coding region: 1-3960 (1319 amino acids)
Source: RefSeq, a predicted model, not a curated record
AUGAGCAAACUAACUGGUGGUCAAGAUACGCCAUCGCCUGGACUUGGUCUUCAGCAUAUGCUUUCAAGGAGUAACACUGUUACGGGAGUAGAGCGAUCAGCUGCAAGAAAUGCCAUGUUCAAACGUCUAGGGAAUCGAACUCCGCUAAAAGAAUCCGGCGAAAGCGAAGUGACGAGUGGCGGGGAUGAUCCCCCUCAAGCGCUGGAUUCCUCAUCUUCCGAACAAGUUUCCAAGCAUCCCAGCCCCACAAUAUCAAAUGCUGUCAUCGAUGAUCGCGAACCACCUUCACCAUCGAACUCACCUCCCUUGUCGCAGUCCUUUUUACCUCCACCCGGUGUCGAACGCCAGCACGAGACGAGACUCAAUGGUGAGGUUAUCCACCCCUAUGACCUGCAUCCAAGUCGAGGACUACCGGUCCGGGGCCUGGUCAUUGAAGAAAAUGAUGACGAUGAUGAUGAUGACACGCCCCUCAAUGGCUCCUCCGCUGUGAACCCCAGAGCCGGGAAUGGGUUGCGUUCUUCCUCGUCGCGAGCACAACCCGCUUCAAGAUAUCCUCCCCUGUCCGAAAUCCCCUCCACUAUUUCUUCUACUUCUACACAUAGCAACACAGAACGAGUCCCUGUCUUUCUUCAGGGGAAGGACACCUUUCCGGUCACCAUCAGUCCAGCUACUACUCCUGUCAGGGAGAAGGAGAAAGGCUUACGAGAUGAAGACGAAGAUGGAGAAAAAGUGGUCUAUUUGUACCCAGAGGAAACAAGAGAUCGCAAGCCAGUCCCCAACAGAUUGGAUUCAAACGUCAGCUGGGUUGGAGAUGAUCUAGGCAUAAAUCUGAAUCUCUCCGAGGCCACCAAACAACAGACUUCGCAACCAACGCAGCGUCUGAUUAGUGACGAGGAGGAUAUCGAUGAUCAGAUUCCAUCUAUACUGCCGCAAGAGACAGAUACAGUCGAAAUAACACAUGAUCCUGAUCCUGAACUUGGGCCAAAAUCCGCUCCACCUCCGCAACCAGCAUCUCAAGAGGAUCUCACGGUAUCACAGAUACCGUUUCCUAACUCCGAUGCGGACGAAGGGAACCCGUCAAGGGAAACAUCUCCUUCUGCUCCACCUGAAACACCCAAAUCAGAUGUCACUUUUUCGAAUGCAUCGGCCAGCGAAAAGCCAUCCUCGAGAGCAGACACCCCCGCCGUGAACCGCACUAGUCUCGCAUCUUCCUCAUCUCUUGCUCCGCCGGCGCCAGUCUCACCACCAGUGCGGCUCGAGCGUGGAGUCUCGGAGACCUACACCGACUUCGAGGAGAUCCACACUGAUAAAGAAGGGUUUACUGACCGGGAAUCGUCGCAUCGCAUCGAACGCUCACCUUCCCACAAAAAAAGAGAAAGCGGAGGGACAACAUCGAGAUGGGACAGAAUGCGCAAUGCCUUGACAGGACGUCGAUCCCGUUCCAAUAGUUUCGCGCGAGCCAGGAAGGAUGAGAAGACAGAAACCGGUGCCAGCCGGGAAAGUGGGGCCAGCGUAAAAACUGAUAAUGGUGCUUCUCAGCUUCCUCAACCGCCAGCCCACACUGCUGCUGGUUCAAGGGUAGCAUUAACAACAGGCAAUGUUCCUCCCCCUCGAGAAGGUCUAUCGCCAGUUCCGCCAAUAUCUCCCGCUGGGUUGGCUUGGUAUGCUAAUCCCAAGCUAACACCCCUUCCAGGUCUUAUACAGCUAGAGCAGGAACAACGUCGCCUCAAAGGUAAUGCUAAUACCACCAACGAUCCUACAUUAAUUCCUGGGACAGUUCCAGCAACCCGAGUGAAUACCCCUGAGCCUGGUCUAGCACAUCAGUCUUCGGAUUCACGCCUCAUAGCUCGAUACCGAAGAAGUGGAGAGAACACUGGUACAUACACGGAUGUGGAAGACACUGACCAUGAGGGUGGCCGCAUCACCCCUGGAUUCUUCGACAUUUCCUCCAGCAUGCCACCUACCCCUUCCACGAAGCAGUCAAAUCUUCCACAGACAAAAGAGGCUGCUUUACGGUGGCUCACGCAGCGCAAGAAGGAAGGGAAAUUACAGCACUCACAUUCGGGGGCCUCAAACGGACAUAUUUCUGACACAGGCACAGUUCGCCAAGCGGGAAGACGGAAACCAUCAUUGACUGACCUCCUGGAUAACGUUGGGGCUGACCCCGGAACUGAGCGAGAGAUUGACCGUACAAGCAGUGCAACUCCCCGGGCAAGCUCACGACGGAAAGCCAUGGAGCUCCUACGGAAGAUGGCCGGCACUCCGACCACUGAUCCCAGCUCUCCAUCAUAUACCAUCAGCACUGCGUCCAACCACUCUGUACCCCCGCUUAAAUCCCCCGCUCAAAGUCCGACAACUCCCCUGAUCAAUACAAAUGGCCACACGCACUCAUAUUCGUCUACCACCUCCUCGACAUCGAUCCCCCGCCCCACCACACCCUCGAGUCAUCCACAGCAGUCCAGUCCCCUUUCAUCACAGGCACCAAAACCCUCCCCUCCCAGUGCACCUGUUCCGUCCCCUCGGCCAUCGAAUGCUCCUUUUGUACUGGGAAGAAUGGAUUCAUUGCUGAAUGAUCCAACUUCAUCCAGUGGCGUCAGUGCAUUCGGUGACCCUCCAAGGCAUCUCGUUCAUUUCGCUAUCGUGCGACAGAUAGUAAGCCCAAAUGAGGUCAAGAACCGUGUGCUACUUCUGUUCAACGAUCUCUUGGUUAUCGCAAAGUUCAGUGAUGAAGAUGCCGAUCGCCCCAUCCUCGACCGCUUACUCGUCGUACGCAAUAUCUUGGAGCUUUCUCAGCUCACCGUCCAACUAGACUCGGAAAUGAAAUUGGGGGACUUCAUGCAACUGGCCUCAAUUGAGUCUCUCACCAAGCAAUUCCCAAUAAACCCAGAUGACGCGAUCAAUCGAUGUCUAGAGCAGGCGCAACUCUCCAAAGACCCAGCAUUGUUGGCUUGUGCUGGCGAUCGUACAGCUGGAUGGCGCACUUCACCCGAAACCCCCUCUGAUAACUCUGGUACUAACCGCCCGGCAACGCCUGGCGGCAGCCAAAUCUCCGCAAGAGACUUCCUCUACGCUUUCCGUCUCCUAGACCCACACCGCCUCGUCACGGACGACCUACUACAGAAGAUUUAUAUAUCUAUCCGAAACGAAGGGCUCGUGCAAGCUUUGGACCGCGCCGAGCAUGUUAGAGAGAUACCCUGCGACAUUCUCCCCUCUGGCCUCCCCGGAACACUGACGACUCGCGUCUCGUCCCACCCCGUGGUGUUCCGCAUCCCGAAUCCGGAUCCGCACCUGCGCGUCCACCUUCAUGGCCAAGAUCUCUUCUUUGAUCCGCCGAUCUUGGAGUUUAGUCGCACCUGCGAGGUGUCGUGUAUUGUGACUGGGACGACGCUUGGCACAAAGGAUAUGGUUAUCGUACGCACGGGCGCUAAUGCAGCCAAAUAUUCCAUGCCUCUGAAGACUUCUAUCCGGGUCGAGCGAUCGUUCAUGCAAAAUACGCUCACGGUUGGUUUUACAACCUCCGAAGGUGUGAAAAGGAGGUACAAAUUCAACUUCAGCGGAGACGAGGAGUGCUCUGAAUGGGGUGCGUCCUUGAAACGAUUCGCGUCCGAGGCCGCUGUCCAAUCCGGCUCUCAGCCCAACUCAUCACGAGUGAAUCAGUCAGGAUCAAGUGCAGAGGCCAUCGUGCAACGUGCGUCAAGGAUUUUGGCUAUGCAGUCGCUGCGGAAAGCGCUAGUUGGUCCGGGUUCACGUACACUUUCCAACUCUUCCGCAGCGCCGGCCUCUGCCAAUGGGCCAGAGCCUGGUCAAAUCAUUGCGCCAAUGAUUGGACAAGACCUCGUCACAACAUGCCUUCAGAACAGCUUGGUGCCAGCUGUACUGAGUCAUUUGCAGGUGACACGGCGCGGAGCAGACACCGAACCAAAAAGUAUUAAUGUGUCACGAGUAAACGGGAGAAUAUGA